Messenger RNA from Cordyceps fumosorosea ARSEF 2679, 1185 nucleotides. Its product is annotated as integral membrane protein. Lineage: Eukaryota; Fungi; Ascomycota; Sordariomycetes; Hypocreales; Cordycipitaceae. The transcript is spliced from 5 exons. Bases 1 to 1185 code for a protein of 394 amino acids. The record is from RefSeq and is a predicted model, not a curated record.
AUGUAUCAUGGGCACUGGAAUCACACAACGCCGACGGAGAUGCCGCAUUCUCCGGUCGAGGAGCAUUGGCGUACAACGCUACCCGCCGUGUCGCUGACGUUUGGCAUAUUGGCAUCGGCCGUCUUCGUCCUCCGCGUAUUUGCCGCGCGGUUCACCUCGUGCAAGCUCCGGGCAGAGGACGUGCUCAUGGGCGUCGGCGUCGUUCUGAUGUGGGGGACUGUUGCCUCCGUGUUGAUGAAGGCCUACAACGGCGUUGGGCUCCGUGAGUGGGAAAUACCAAAGCAUCGCAGAUUCCUGCUCAACUUCGGCUCGUUCCUGCUGUCCAAGUUCUGGGCCGGCUCGAUGGCGUGCUGCAAGGUUGCCAUCGUGCUCUUCCUGCGGCGCGUCGUCGGCUUCAAGCGCUCCGUCAACGCGGCCCUCGUCGCCGUCGCCGUGGUCUCGGUGCUCUGGGCGCUCGGCGUCAUCCUCUUCUCCACGUUUGCGUGCCAGCCCGUGUCCUUUUACUGGGACCGGUCAGCCCAGAACGGCCACUGCCUGCCGCGGCGGCACUACAAGACGGGCAACAUCGUCUUUGCCGUCUUCGGCAUGGUGACGGACAUCGUCAUCCUCAUCAUCCCCUUGCCGACGUUGUGGCGGUCGCAGAUGCGCAGGAAGCAAAAAAUUGCCAUGACGGGCGUGCUAAGCAUUGGUCUAUUACAAAAGUGUCUGUAUAUUCAGCUUGCUGCGGACCGUGCAGUUCUUCUACCUCGACUUGGAGCACAUUUCAAGACAGUCUUGCUGACAAAGGCCCGAGCAGCCUCAAGCGCGUUGGAGAGCCUAUGGUGCGUGCUCGAGAACGAAUUCGCCGUCAUCUGCGGCUGCACGCCUCAGAUCGCUCCCCUCUUCCGCAGCCUGCGCCCCAGCAAGGCAAAGGUGUCGGGUUACGCGGGAAUGUACGACACAUCCGUGCUCGGCAAGCACAACAAGAUGAGCGUCAUCCGCACGACCGUCAUCGGGACUGGCGGCGAGGCGAUGCCGGGUCUGCGGCCGUCGCCGAGAGACGGCAGGAGCUCGUCGGAGAUUGAGCUCAAGGGAAUUGAAGUUCGCACGGCGAUCAACCAAGAGGUUUCGGGAGGCGGAGUGCAGCUCCACGACGCGGGGCGCGUGUCGGUGGAAGUGGAAAAGGGAAACUAUACCCGCAUAUAG